Messenger RNA from Columba livia (rock pigeon), 3687 nucleotides. It is a transcript of the gene SLC23A2, whose product is annotated as solute carrier family 23 member 2. Gene Ontology annotation, cellular component: membrane. Gene Ontology annotation, molecular function: transmembrane transporter activity. The record is from RefSeq and is a predicted model, not a curated record. The transcript has 16 exons. Bases 279 to 2255 code for a protein of 658 amino acids. Lineage: Eukaryota; Metazoa; Chordata; Aves; Columbiformes; Columbidae. Gene Ontology annotation, biological process: L-ascorbic acid metabolic process; transmembrane transport.
UGAUUGGCCGCGGUUCAGUUAUACAAUGUGGGGAGCCCGAGCAGAUUAUAAAAAUCCUCCGUGGGGAUGUGGGCAUCCCUUGGGGCUGCGGCUGGAGGGCUCGGCCGAGCCACCUUUAGGACUCGCUGCAGGUUUCUGGAGGUGCCGUCAAUGCUAAUGAUACCUAAACGAGCCAUCCUGAUGUUCCAGCUGGAUUACUGAGCGCUUUGGUGAUCCCUGGAGGUGCCGCUGGUUGAAUUAUUGUCCGUGUCAUCCCAGGAGCAUCCUCUGGGUGCUGUAUGCAAGUCCUGGACAUUCUGGAAACGAUGGGGAUCGGGAAGAACACCACGUCCAAAUCCGUGGAGGCGGGAGGCUCAACAGAAGGCAAAUACGAGGAUGAAUCGAAGCAUCCCACCUUUUUCACCCUGCCUGUUGUGAUAAACGGUGGAGCAACAUCCAGCGGCGAUCAGGAUACAGAAGACACGGAGCUGAUGGCCAUCUAUACUACAGAAAAUGGCAUCGCAGAAAAGAGCUCGUUGGCAGAGACGCUGGACAGCAGCGGCAGUUUAGACGCACAGAGAACUGACAUGAUUUACACAAUCGAAGACGUUCCUCCUUGGUACCUCUGCAUAUUUUUGGGCUUACAGCAUUACUUAACGUGCUUCAGCGGAACGAUAGCCGUGCCCUUUUUGCUCGCUGAUGCCAUGUGCGUCGGGUUUGACCAGUGGGCCACCAGCCAGUUGAUCGGGACCAUUUUCUUCUGCGUGGGCAUCACGACGUUGUUACAGACGACUUUUGGGUGCAGGUUACCCUUGUUUCAAGCAAGUGCUUUUGCAUUCUUAGCGCCUGCUAGAGCAAUCCUCUCCCUGGAGAAGUGGAAAUGUAAUAAUACAGAUAUAACAGUUACAAAUGGAACAACAGAGCUGCUGCACACUGAGCACAUCUGGUAUCCCAGAAUACGAGAGAUCCAAGGUGCUAUUAUCAUGUCCUCCCUGAUAGAAGUGGUGAUCGGCUUGCUCGGCCUUCCCGGCGCCCUGUUGAGAUACAUCGGACCUCUGACCAUCACGCCAACCGUCGCUCUCAUCGGCCUCUCCGGUUUCCAAGCCGCUGGAGAAAGAGCCGGCAAACACUGGGGUAUCGCUAUGCUGACUAUUUUCCUGGUAUUGCUGUUUUCUCAGUAUGCCAGAAAUGUCAAAUUUCCCUUACCCAUCUACAAAUCCAAGAAAGGAUGGACAGCGUACAGACUGCAGCUUUUCAAAAUGUUCCCUAUUAUUUUAGCCAUUUUGGUGUCGUGGUUGCUUUGCUUCAUCUUCACGGUGACAGACGUCUUUCCCCCCGACAGUUCCAAGUACGGUUUCUACGCUCGCACAGACGCCCGGCGGGGAGUGCUCUUGGUCGCUCCGUGGUUCAAGGUUCCUUAUCCUUUUCAGUGGGGACUGCCAACAAUUUCAGCCGCCGGGGUGAUAGGAAUGCUCAGCGCCGUUGUUGCCAGCAUUAUCGAAUCAAUAGGAGAUUACUACGCCUGUGCCAGGUUGUCGUGUGCUCCCCCUCCACCUAUUCAUGCCAUAAACAGAGGGAUUUUUAUUGAGGGUCUCUCCUGUGUUCUGGAUGGCGUAUUUGGGACAGGGAACGGAUCCACUUCUUCCAGCCCCAACAUCGGUGUCCUGGGCAUCACGAAGGUGGGAAGCCGGCGGGUGAUUCAGUACGGCGCAGCCUUCAUGCUCCUGCUGGGGAUGGUCGGCAAGUUCAGCGCUCUGUUCGCCUCACUGCCCGAUCCCGUGCUUGGCGCCCUCUUCUGCACUCUCUUCGGGAUGAUUACAGCCGUGGGUCUGUCUAACCUCCAGUUCAUCGAUUUAAAUUCUUCUCGUAACCUGUUUGUACUUGGAUUUUCCAUUUUCUUUGGACUCGUCCUUCCGAGCUAUCUCAAACAAAAUCCACUGGUCACGGGAAUAGCGGGCAUUGAUCAAGUACUAAAUGUUCUCCUCACUACAGCCAUGUUUGUUGGGGGCUGUGUUGCCUUUAUUUUGGAUAAUACCAUUCCAGGAAGCCCUGAAGAAAGGGGAAUACGGAAAUGGAAGAAAGGGGUCGGUAAAGGAAGCAAAUCGCUGGACGGCAUGGAAACUUAUGAUCUGCCUUUUGGCAUGAACUUGAUUAAAAAAUACAGGUGUUUCAGCUUCCUGCCCGUCAGCCCAACAUUUGUGGGUUACACGUGGAAAGGCUUCAGGAAAAGCAGCAACUGCAGGAAUUCAGAUGAAGACUCGGAAGCUACAGUAUAGCCUUAGCUGAAAUUCUCUUAUCUAGUUGUAGUUCAAGAUGUAUUUGCAGUUUCUUGCCGAUUAAGAAGCAUUAAAAUAUAUGUUUUGUAUAUCUGCAUUGAAAUUCUGGAACCAGAGCUGAGACGGAUUUAAAAAAGACAAAGAAAACAAAUAUAGCUUUCCUGUGGGUGCUGGUAGCCAGAUCUAGUGUCUCUGGGUCACGUUUGCUAAUGCUUCUCAGUUCGAUUGUUUUGCAAAAGCUGUAGAUACCGGCGCACCUAAAGCUGUUUCUUUUCAAUGGGGCUUCUGGAAGUGUGGAGGUGCUACUGAAAAAUGGGCUUUCUUUAGGGCGAUUCUUAUUGGAGUCAUCGCCGCUGGGAUUUUUGGCGUGUUCAUUGCUGGCAACGGUGGUUAUGCCAGGAAAAUUGAGUCUGGUGAGAAGGAGAGGAGGGAAAACAAGAAAAAAAGGGAGAAAAAACAUACAUGUAUUCAUGUCAGAUCCUGUAUAUAUUGUUUUCUACUCACUGAUUUGCACAUUCCAUAAUUUCAGCCCCCUGCAGAUCAGGCUUAGUUAAUAGUGGCAAAUCAUGAGAGGAUUCUCUUGAAUUACUGACGGUUCGGUCAGAUGUCCAGUGUUAGGACAGCAAAUUUCUGUAAUAACUUUGCCGAUGGAAACGAUGAGGAACUUCUGAUAGCUCGGUGCUGUCGAAGACACUCAUUUCAUGGCAAUUUAUGUGUUUUAAACAUUUGCUUUUUCUACCGGGCAUUUAACCACCUAAUUAUAGUGUCCAGGUGCAGGUUUUCUUGAGUUUUGCAGAGAUGGGAAACCUUUAAUUUCCAGGUGGGACCUGAUAACACUUUUACAGUUCAAUACCUGUAUCCAGCAAGACAUUCCCUGGAUAAAAACACUCAUUAUUGAGCUGUUCUAAGCAGUGAAAGCCACGUGGUUCAAAACGCCACGCAAAAUCUUGUUGAUCGGAUAUCGAGAGCUGAUGCUGCACCUGAGCAGCUUAUGUUGCGUUGUCUCUUCUCUUUUUUUGGUGGGGUUUCUGCGAAAGCUCGUGAAUGUGGCAGCAAUGUCGAACGGCAGAGACACUACAUUUGACAUCCUCACCCGCCGGAUGGUUUCACGGGUAUUGGGUCCAAAUCAGGGCACCAUUCAGAUAUAUUUUUUUUGGCCUGGAAUAGUCUCAGCUCUGACGUUACAUGGGUGUUCAUGCUCAUCAUGCAUUCAUCAUUAAAAGGUUUCCUCCUGUUUAAUGUUCUUACUAUUGCAAGUUAGUUUUAGACUUCAGUGUGGCCCCAAAAAGCUGUGGAGAUCAUCAGGGAAACGUCAUGUAAUGUCAUUUCAAGGCCAGUAUGCUCUACGGUGCUUGCGUUUUGUACUCCUGGAAAACAAACAACAGCAGAUCCUGUAAUACAUUAAUAUAUUUAUCAAAGUUUGACUACUGGA